AUGGACAUCGAAGAAAUGGCCUGGAGGUACUACUUCACCAACUUCAACAUCACACGCCCCAACGCCAGCACCCCCGGUAAGCCCGAGCCGUACAUCGCGACCUCCUCGUCCGGGACAUGUAGCGUCACCUCAGUCGGCCUCGCUGCUCUCGCAACUGUCAGAAAAGAUCCGCAUAUGAUGCAUCUCGCGCGACGGAAAUACUCAGCCGCGUUACGCUAUCUUGCCCGUGCAGUUACAGACCCCGUCGAGCUGGCAAAGGGGUCGACGACGAGUGCGAGCUUUAAUUUGUCUAUGUUUGAGAUGAUAAUAUCCGAUACCCCCUCCGCCGCAUACUCCUGGCUGAAGCACAUCCGGGGCACGGCGGCCCUACUGCGCGUCGUGCAACUGCCCAGCCCAAAUAUGCUUUUUGCGAUGGUCGGCUGUUUGCAGGUUUCUUUUACUGUUGCCGUCGGAUGUCUCAUCGCCAACCAACCAGUCUCGCGAUAUGUAACGAGGCUGGUAAAAUCUUUCCGAAAGGAGGAAUGUGAAGAAAUCGCGCCGAUAAUUGAGCUAUUCAUCAUCCUCAGUUCGCUUGUCAAUCUCUACAUCGAGGCAGAGCGGGUCGAUAUCAGUGAUGAUGACGGCAACCAUCUCAGCUCCGCUCUAUCAGACAUCGACGCAGACCUGAUAUCCUGGAAGAAACGCCUCCCACCGAUAUGGACAGGCGAUCCAAACACCGGGAGCGCCAUCCACAGCGGAAACCCACUCUGGAUACCCAAGUUAUGGGGAUACUACCAGCUCUGCCGGAUUCUGACGCAGCGGGUUAUACUGGACCAUACGGUUCAAUCUACACAGAGACGGGAGGAAUCGCUGGCUACGCUAUCGGAGAUGUCAGGCCAUAUAUACGAGCUUGUCCCGAUGAUGCUGAGGAGGUCGUUCUGUCCUAACUCCGCCUAUCCCGAGCAGUGCCUAGGAUUAACCUCCGAUGUGUUCUUCCUUGUUACCAUUCUACAAGCCCUGAUUAAACUGACGGACCGCCGUACCGUCGUCGACGAGUGGGCUGGCCCAGCACAGAAACAGCUCGGAGAGCGAUUCAAUCUGCUGAGAGCCUUUGUCGCGAGAUUCCUACAUUAA
Messenger RNA from Aspergillus versicolor CBS 583.65, 1113 nucleotides. RefSeq lists its product as uncharacterized. NCBI's taxonomy places the organism in Eukaryota, Fungi, Ascomycota, Eurotiomycetes, Eurotiales, Aspergillaceae. Bases 1 to 1113 code for a protein of 370 amino acids. The transcript is spliced from 3 exons. The record is from RefSeq and is a predicted model, not a curated record.